Messenger RNA from Ilyonectria robusta, 1313 nucleotides. RefSeq names its product kinase-like domain-containing protein. Gene Ontology annotation, biological process: mitotic DNA damage checkpoint signaling; protein phosphorylation. The transcript has 2 exons. Gene Ontology annotation, cellular component: cytoplasm; nucleus. The coding region runs from base 289 to 1245 and encodes 318 amino acids. Gene Ontology annotation, molecular function: protein serine/threonine kinase activity; ATP binding. Lineage: Eukaryota; Fungi; Ascomycota; Sordariomycetes; Hypocreales; Nectriaceae. The record is from RefSeq and is a predicted model, not a curated record.
CUUCUGAUUCACCUUGGAAUGUAUUGAUGUGAGCGCCAAGUCGGCAGGAGGUGAUGAGAUACAUAAAUCCGACUUUCCUCCUGAACUUCCCUCACGAAGAUUCACUCCUUUGCAGAUGCACUCAUUCACCUUUCUCUUGGUGACGAAACGACCUUUCAUCAUCGCUCAUCGCUGAGUUUACUACUUUUCAUCCGCUCUAGCCCGAAGGCUUGGUUUGGGUUACCCGUGUAACCUUGACUAAAGUUUGCCAAACCGUGUGUGCGCCAACAACGCCAGGUAACAACGUUUAUGGCUGAUAUGGAAGCAAACGACAUGGAGCCCAACAACCUCGCGGCCAAAACAGCCAACGCCAACCUCUGGACCAGCGAUGACGACGAUCAGGCUGAGGUUCGCAAUCGCGAUUUCGCUCCCGGGCCGUACAGCCGUGGCGCACUGUUGGGCAGUGGCGGCUGGUGCGUCGCCUACAAGGUGCGCAGACUCCGCGAUGGAGGCGUGUUUGCUGGAAAGACGUCGAAGUUUCCGGGGCAGUUGCAAAAGGAACUGGCUAUCCUCCCAUCUUUGAGCCAUAAUCACAUCGUCAAGUACAUCGACUGGUACGAAGACAAGGCCGAGCCGCUGGGCACCCUGCUGGUCACGGAGCUUUGCCUGGGAGGGACACUACAAGACCGCAUCAACUACUCUCCCAACGGCACUGGGCUCAAGGAAACUCUCCAAGUAAUUGUCCAAUCAGCCAAAGCCCUUGAAUACCUUCAUGGCAAAGGCUUGAUGCACACCGAUGUGAAGCCUCGAAACAUCCUGAUCCGAACCUGGGACCCGGUCGACAUCGUGCUGGCCGAUUGCGCAGACGUCAAGCCAGCCACCUUCACUGGACGAGCCGUUGGAACGGAGGCCUACUGGUCACCUACCAUUGCUAGGUAUAAGCGACAUUGUGGGAUCAGCGACGACGUGUGGGCGCUGGGGAUUACACUGCUUGGGAUGAUGUCGCAGUGGCCCAAGCUGCGCACGACGGAUGAUUUGAAGAGAUAUCCUACAAUUUGCUACGAACAUACUCAGACGUUGAAGGAGCUGAACCCGACCAACGGCAUUGUGCGGCUCGCUAGCAAGAUGCUGGCCUGGGAGAGAGCGAAGCGGUUUACAGCGGCUGAGUGUGUUGCCUUUGCCACUCAGAUGCUCGCUGAAAACACCGGGAGCAACGAGUUUGGUUUCAAGAGCCCCAAGGACUUUAGCAGUAUCGUGUUCUGGUGAUUGCGUUGUUCAUGUGUUGGUUGCAUUGGCCAAGGCGAGGAUCGAUGCAUAGAGUGGACGCGUUUGUG